GGCCUGCUGGAGCGGCGCGAGGCGGGCGAGCGGCGGGCCGCCGCCGGCGGGCCUGUCCCCGAGGUGGAAGAGGGCGAGGCCUCGACAUCGCGCUCGGGAUCGUCGUUCUCACCGGCGGCGUCGCUGGCCAGCAGGAUGCCGAACAUCAAGCUCUUCAGCGGCUCCUCGCACCAGGACCUGUCGCAGAGGAUCGCCGACCGGCUGGGCCUCGAGCUGGGCAAGGUGGUCACCAAGAAGUUCUCCAACCAGGAGACGUGCGUGGAGAUCGGUGAGAGCGUGCGCGGCGAGGACGUCUACAUCGUCCAGAGCGGCUGCGGCGAGAUCAAUGACCACCUGAUGGAGCUGCUAAUCAUGAUCAACGCCUGCAAGAUUGCGUCUGCCAGCCGAGUGACAGCAGUCAUUCCCUGCUUCCCCUACGCCCGGCAGGACAAGAAGGACAAGAGCCGGGCGCCCAUCUCCGCCAAGCUCAUCGCCAACAUGCUCUCGGUGGCCGGCACUGACCACAUCAUCACCAUGGACCUGCACGCCUCUCAGAUCCAGGGCUUCUUCGACAUCCCUGUCGACAACCUGUAUGCCGAGCCAGCCGUUAUGAAGUGGAUCAAGGAGAACAUCGCCGAGUGGAAGAACUGCACCAUCGUCUCGCCGGACGCCGGGGGGGCCAAAAGGGUGACAUCCAUCGCCGACCACCUGAACGUCGACUUUGCCCUCAUCCACAAGGAGCGCAAGAAGGCCAGCGGGGUCGACCACAUGGUCCUGGUGGGCGAUGUCAAGGACCGGGCGGCCAUCUUGGUGGACGACAUGGCCGACACCUGUGGGACCAUCUGCCACGCUGCCGACAAGCUCCUCUCGGCAGGCGCCACCCGAGUCUACGCCAUCCUGACGCAUGGUAUCUUCUCCGGCCCAGCCAUCUCCCGGAUUAACGGCGCAGGGUUCGAGGCCGUCGUCGUCACCAACACCAUCCCACAGGAGGAGAAGAUGAAGCACUGCCCCAAAAUUCAGGUGAUUGACAUCUCCAUGAUCCUGGCCGAGGCCAUCCGCCGCACCCACAACGGUGAAUCCGUCUCCUACCUGUUCAGCCACGUCCCGCUAUAGUUCCUGACCCAGGCACACAAAUUCAACAGUCCUGUGUGCAUGUACAGAGUGCUGAGUUGGCUUUAUCCCACGAUUCCCCACUUUUCGAUUCAGGGCGCCUGGUGGGUGGGAAUUUUAGCGCGGGUCUAAUUUGGGGGUCAUUUUAUGCACUCGUUUCUCUGGUUCUUUCACUUCCCGAAAUCCCCUUUCAAUUGGGGGCGUCUGGUGGUCGGAAUUUAAAAUGCGGUAUUUAUUGUUCAUUUCCGACGGGGUGAUCCAAUCCCUUGGUGUUGGCGCUACAAUUCCCCGCCCCUUGAUUUGGUGUUUUGACGCUAUGGCUCCCAGCCCCAAAUCCCAUUCGUUCCCCUCUUUUCUGGUAUCCCAUGCUUGUUUCCUUCCCCCCAAAAACCCACCAUUUUUCGGGAAUCAGGGCGCCUGGCGUUGACCCUAGAAUUUCCCCCGAAGCGCCCAGUGGCGCCACGACUCCCCUAAACCCCAUUCAUUUCAUUCUGUCUCCUGUCGCCCCCCCCAAGUACACUUAAUUUCGAACUUGGAUCCAGGCACUAGAAUUCCCCCUAGGCGUCCGGCGGUGCUAUGGCUCCCCUAAGCCCCAUUCAUUUCGUUCUGUCUCCUAUUGCCCCCAGAAUACACUUAAUUUUGCGCUUGAAUUCCCUGCCCUCGAGUAUUCAUUUCAUCCAAUCUCACCUCUGAUCCCCAUUAUUUCCCCACCCACCCAAUUUUUUCAGAUUCUGGUCUCUGAUCCUGGGCAGCAGUGUGGGAAUUCUAGCGUGUUUUAAAUUAAAAAUUUAUAUUAACCUGCGGUUAAUAUACGGUAGUAUGGGGUGUGUCCUGUUCAUUUCAGAGGGGAAAAUCGCUGCUGCAAUUCUCCCCACUCAGAAAACCCUUCACCCUCGGGUGCCCAGUUGAGAAUUAUAGACUACUGGAGCUCCUCCCCCCCCCCCCCCGUUCCAUGUUUGCGUCCUGGCGAUGGAUGAAUGAAUAAUAAACUCUCAUUUAAAAGCCCAAAAUCUCUAUUUCUUCAUUUGCGGGGUGGGUGGACCGCAGCUCGGCAUGCUGGGAGUUGUAGUUUCUUCCUCUUCUACGGUUUCCUUGAGAUAGGGAAGCUUUUUAUAUUUGAUGAAUUAUUGUGUUCAUGAGACUUUCGGGUAUAGGGCGGCAUAAAAUAAAUAUUUUGCAGGAAGCCAGAUGGGCAGGGUAUAUUAUUAUUAUUAUUAUUAUUAUUAUUAUUAUUAUUAUUAUUAUUAUAUUUAUUUAUUUAUUCCUCCAAAUAUUUUUAUUGAAACUUAACAUACCGGUAUAUGCAUAAUAACCAAAAUUCCCAAUGAUUCCUUCACAUAAAAUAUAAUAUCUAAAUUACAACAGCUACUUAAUUAUAAAACCCACCACCCACCCUCUACUUCUCUCCACAGCAAUUCUACUUCUUUAUAUUUCUUUCUACCUUUUUUCCUUGCAUUCUAUAAUAAAUUACAUUCUGGUUUUUCCUUCUUUCUUUAUUGUUUUUGUUAUUGCUUACAUUUUUUAUUCUAAGCCUAUUAGCAUCUCAUUUUUAGAACAAUAUUUUGACAUAUAAUCUUCGAAAUACUUCCACUCCAUUCUUAACUUUUGAUUUGAUUGAUAUCUUAUAAUUGAAGUUAAUUUUACCAAUUCUAUAUACUCACUUAAUUUACAAAUCCACGCUUCCUUUGUUGGUGUGUCCUGAGAUUUCCAUUUAGUGGCAAUUACUGGUACUACCCUGGCAGCUGUUGUUGCAUAUAAAAAGAUUGCUUUUUUUCAUUUGUGGUACAUCUUUGCCCACCAACCCUAACAGAUAAGCUUCGGGAUUUUAUCAAGGGAUUUUUUAACAUUUUCUUAAGUUCCUCAUGUAUUAUUCCCCAAAACUUCUUUAUUUCCUUGCAACCCCACCACAUAAGAAUUAUCGUUCCAGGUUCUUUGUUACAUUUCCAACAAACGUUGGAUUUUAAUUUAUAUAUUUUGGCGAGUUUGACUGGUGUUAAAUACCACCUGUAAAACAUUUUAACAACAUUUUCCUUUAUCGUAUAGCAGGCGGUAAAGCGGAUAUCCUCGCGACAGAGUUUCUCCCAUUGUUCUAAAUAUAUAGCGUGGCCGAUAUCUUGUGCCCAUUUGCCCAUUGUUUAUUUUACCUCUUCAUCAAAUCAUAGUCCUAUAAUAGAGUGUAAAUUUUUGAUAAUAAUUCCUAUUCUUUUGUAAUAUAAUGGUGCUAAAUAGUGUUUGUUCUUUGGCAAAACCUUUUCUUUGAUCUGCAUUAAAGACACUUUUUAAUUGUA
This is a messenger RNA of Podarcis raffonei (Aeolian wall lizard), 3377 nucleotides long. Its product is annotated as ribose-phosphate pyrophosphokinase 1-like. Gene Ontology annotation, molecular function: ATP binding; ribose phosphate diphosphokinase activity; magnesium ion binding. Gene Ontology annotation, biological process: purine nucleotide biosynthetic process; ribonucleoside monophosphate biosynthetic process; 5-phosphoribose 1-diphosphate biosynthetic process. Bases 136 to 1092 code for a protein of 318 amino acids. Gene Ontology annotation, cellular component: ribose phosphate diphosphokinase complex; cytoplasm. The transcript is spliced from 7 exons. NCBI's taxonomy places the organism in Eukaryota, Metazoa, Chordata, Lepidosauria, Squamata, Lacertidae. The record is from RefSeq and is a predicted model, not a curated record.